Molecule: messenger RNA, 234 nt
Organism: Helobdella robusta
Lineage: Eukaryota; Metazoa; Annelida; Clitellata; Rhynchobdellida; Glossiphoniidae
Exons: 1
Biological process (GO): regulation of transcription by RNA polymerase II
Molecular function (GO): DNA-binding transcription factor activity, RNA polymerase II-specific; RNA polymerase II cis-regulatory region sequence-specific DNA binding
Source: RefSeq, a predicted model, not a curated record
UUUAAAUGCUCCGACUGCAGUCGAGUCUUCCGCCACAGAGUUUCUUUUAUAAGCCACAUGAGGAAGCACAGCAACCAGCGACCAUACGUUUGUGUCCAGUGCAACAAUGCCUUCAAGGACUCUUCUGCUCUCACCAAACAUCAGCGAGUUCACUCGGGUUUAAAACCUUAUACCUGCCCGCUCUGUGCUCGUGCCUUCAGUCAGUCCACCAACGUCAACAGACAUUUGAAAACU